Molecule: messenger RNA, 435 nt
Organism: Colletotrichum aenigma
Lineage: Eukaryota; Fungi; Ascomycota; Sordariomycetes; Glomerellales; Glomerellaceae
Exons: 1
Coding region: 1-435 (144 amino acids)
Source: RefSeq, a predicted model, not a curated record
AUGUGCCAGAGCGGUUUUUACUACUACAAGUGCACUCACCACGAGGUCGUCAGCUUCCCCUGUGACAAGAACCGCUGCCGUCGCCUCCUUGAGCCGUUCCACACCUACCUCCACGACCAGCUCUGCCACGACUGCGCCGAGCUUGGUCGCCAGAAACGACAGGAGCGCUGCCGCCGCGAGAGCUGCCUUGACCAGCAGCCCCCGUCCCGCCCCGCGUCCCAGAUGCAGAUGCAUGGCCAGCAGCAGAGUACCCAGGGACAGGGACAGGCUCAGACCCAGCAGUCCCAGGACCCUCAGUCCUCUUCUCCCGACAGCAAGGGUACCAUCCGCCCCCUCGAGACCAACAAGCUCGCCAACAUGGACUGCCGUCUUGAGGGCACCUUGGGCCUCACCCCCAGCGACGUCUACCGUUUCUACCGCCACUUGCGCAUGUAA